This is a messenger RNA of Biomphalaria glabrata, 3482 nucleotides long. RefSeq lists its product as uncharacterized. The record is from RefSeq and is a predicted model, not a curated record. Lineage: Eukaryota; Metazoa; Mollusca; Gastropoda; Planorbidae. The transcript has 2 exons. The coding region runs from base 45 to 800 and encodes 251 amino acids. Gene Ontology annotation, molecular function: metal ion binding.
AUUUGUUUUUAACCAAUGGGAAAAAUUGUAUGAAAUAUUGCUGAAUGAAUGUUGUUGUCAAUAUGGCGUCCCUGGUUGCUGAUUACUCUGAUUCUGACAGUGAAAGUGAAGAAGCAAACGCAAUUUUCAAAAGUGAAGCAGACCAAGAAGAAAUAAAAGUAAAAGAGGAACAUCAGUCUGUUUCUGAACAAAAACCUGUUAAUUUUUUUGAUGCUGAAGAAUGUGAAAGUGAUGAAGAGAGUCAAGUCACAGUAAAAAAAGAACCAGUUGACAAAGUACCCAAUUUAGUGUCCACAAAAAAACUGCCUAGCCUUAUCGAAGCAGUUAAUUCAAGGAUAGGCACUUCAGUUUUCAAGAACCCGUUCCAAGAGGCUGAACAGGCAAAAAACCAAAUCCUUGAAAGGCAUGUUAAACUAACCCAGGCUGCGCCCAGAAAGCCUGCGCACCAGCCAGUAUGCUGGAAAUUUAAAAAAGGGAAGUGCCACAUGGGAAAAAAUUGCAGAUUCUUCCAUGAUCCAGAAAUCAGGACUAUACCAGACAGCGACCACUCUCCAUCAGAUACACAAAACAGCACUUCCCACACUAUUUCUGUGUAUCACCCUUCUGCUUUUGCUUUGUCUGACAGUAAAAGAUCAGCAGUAGAGGAAGAAGAUGAUGACAGCUAUAUGGGGAGUAUGAAAAAGAAAAGGAGAUAUGGUGUCACAGACAAUAUGUUACCUCCUAAGAAAGCUUUGGAGUCAUUACAGCGUCAGAGAGAAAAAGAGCGCCCAUGGACAUUGACAAAUGCAAACUCACAGUGAUAUUUCCUCAUUAACAGAUUUUUAACAAUCUAUUUAGCUUUUAUUGUUUUGAUCUACCUAACCAGGAUAGAUAAGAAGAACAAUUUAAUCUCAUUAAGAAUUGAAUAAUGUUUUAGAACAUUAAUUAAUAUACAUAAAAAUGUUUGUACAUUUUAGAAAUUAAAUAUAAUGUUGAUUUUUUAUUUUAUCUGUGUAAACAAUGGUCAUGAAUUUUUAUAGAAAACACUAGAACCCUAUUUAAAUUAUAAUUUUAACUUAUUUUAAUUGAAAAACAUUUUUUCAUUUUUUUUUGGGAACAUUUUUAGCAUUUUUUAAAUCCAUAUUUUUAUUGGCUUUUCUUUUAAAUUCAAAGGCUAGUGUACUUGUAUUCAUUUUCUUCUUUGAGCCAUCAAUUAGCUGUUGAGCUGUAGACUCUUGCACUAUGUGCAAUGGAAAAGUAGCCUACUGGUUUUUUUUUUUCAAUUGUUCUAUAGUACUCUGCAGGGUAGUUGGUUGUUGAGGAGUCAAUCUGGUUUGAAAUUUUGGUUUGGUAUCUAUGAUUCUUAUCUUUUUACCAAAGUUUGAAACAAAUCUGAAAUCAUUUUAAUUCCAAGACAUUUUUCUUCGUGGAAUUUGCUUAUGUUUCCUUACAUGCAAUAUGCAUACAAUAUAUCUUGAACAAUUUAAGUAGAACAUUGGGGUACAACAUAGAAGGUAUGCAAUGCCAUCUCAUAUGAACAUGUAUGACUAAGUUCUGUAUAUUAUUUUCUUUGAAAUGUCUUAGCUCAUUUAUCUUGAAUGUAACUUGUCAAAAACUGCACCAGGCAAUUCUUGCAAACUGAACUACAAUUUAUACACAUGUGCUACCAUGGUGUUAGCAAAUUAGAUAGCUGGUGGAGAACAUGACCUACUUUAGUAACUACACUUUAAUGAGAGCAAAAGAGGGAAGCUCGUGUUCAGCUGUGCCUAUAAUUCAUUGUUCAAGUUACUGUUGAUUGUUCAACCUAACAUUAUCUAGCUGUGUGUUAGUUUUGUGUCAAACCUUUUUCUCUCCUAAUGGAAGUCUGUACAGAACUGCCCUAUUAACAUGGAUUACAAGUGUUAGUGUAUAUUCUGUAGCCACAUUGCAAAACUUCGUGAUUACAGAACUGCCCUAUUAACAUGGAUUACAAGUGUUAGUGUAUAUUCUGUUACCACAUUGCAAAACUUCGUGAUUAAUUGGGUUGCUAAUAGAGUUCUUUUUUUUUAAUUAGUAAUUAAAGAGAAACUAAAAUCGAAUAGUAAAUUACUUAAAAUGAUAAAUAGAAAUACUUGUUAACAUUCAUUUAAAAUAGUCAUUGUGAAAUGCAUAGUAGCAACAAUCAACUGUUGUUUUUUUUUUUGUUUUUUUUUGUUUUUUUUUGGGGGGGGGGGGUUAUAAGUGCAUUAUUCAUUGUCAUUGAAACUUGUUUAUAAUGAGUUGAAAAAAUGUUCAAAUGUCUUCAUUUUUUUGUCAAGUUUGCUUGAAUAGAUUAUCAAAUAAAAUGUCACAUGUUUCUAUUGGCAUUAUUCAUGGUAAAGCAGUUCAACUGAGUUCAGUUGAGUUUUGUUUUUACCUCAAUCAUUUUUGUAAAGAUUUCAAUCUUUUAAAUCUAGCAAGAUUUUAAAUAUAGCAAACUUUUAAAUCUACUAUAUUUUCUUAUUACAUUUAAUUUGCAAUUGAAUCAAGUAAAACUACUUUUUUUUUUUAAGGAACAUGACAAAAAGGCAAUAAACAUUUCACAAUUUUAUUUUUCCUUAUGCUUAUAAUCACAUUUUUUUAUUGCAUUUUAUUAAGAUUUUUAAUAACAUUGAAUAGAAAAAUGUUUGUUAUCUUUUGUCUUAUCAAAAUGUUUAUUUAAGAUAGUAACAUAAGUGAAUAUUCAUUUAAAACUAAUCCAAGUUGGCUACCAGUAUCAUGGGAACAGUUUUUGUUUCAAAAUUUGAUUUUUUGAAUGACACUAUCAUUUCCAAUUUAAAUGUGCAAUUGAAAGAUGUGUUCAUACCCAAGUUAAAAGUACAUUGAAAGAUGUGUUCAUACCCAAGUUAAAAGUACAUUGAAAGAUGUGUUCAUACCCAAGUUAAAAGUACCUGAGCUUCCCAGCCCUACCCCCUUCCUCAUUUAUCUGCAUUCGUGAAUGUAUUUCAAUUCUGUUUGUAAGUUUUUGAGGGAAGUAAUUUUGAAGAUUUUACUUAGGAUUUAAAUUUAUUAAAUUUUUAACAAGGUUUUAAAUUUCUCUUUUGAAUAAGAAACCAAAUAAACAAAAGGGGAGAAUAGUUUUAUCUGAUUUUUUUUAUUUUAUUUUUUUACUAAGGCAGUGUAAUAUGUGCACAAUUAGUCUUUCUUUUAUUGAAACAUUUCAAGAUGAAAAUGACCAGGGUCUGUGAGAUCAAUACUGAAAACUAAUGCCCCCUUCCUCAUUUACAUCAUUGGCAAUUAAUGUAAUAUUAGUGAUGAAAUGAUAACUAGGCAGGUUGUAAGUUGUAUGUGAAUGUAAUGUUAAUGCUCCAACAUGUUAAACAUUGACUGAUAAAUAAAUGUUUUGGUUUAGUUUUGUUUUUAUCUUCUCUUACAUUGUACUUACAUAUUAUUUUAGUUGAGCUACAGCUAUAGAGUUUUCUCCCUUCAUUUAAAUUUAAUGUGUAUAACCUUCAUGAUUUAUUAAAUGUAACUGCACAAUUGAG